Molecule: messenger RNA, 2296 nt
Organism: Parasteatoda tepidariorum (common house spider)
Lineage: Eukaryota; Metazoa; Arthropoda; Arachnida; Araneae; Theridiidae
Product: ATP-binding cassette subfamily G member 4
Biological process (GO): transmembrane transport
Cellular component (GO): plasma membrane
Molecular function (GO): ATP binding; ATP hydrolysis activity; ABC-type transporter activity
Source: RefSeq, a predicted model, not a curated record
CAAGAUGUGUUGUUUGACAUGCGGAUGUUACCCGAAGGAUGACCGCAACCAUAACUUGAACGACAUUUUACAUCUGACUAUAUACAAAACCGGCAGAGCGCAAAAUUCUGUCAGUUGUUUCUCAGUUAUUGUUCAAAGAAGCCUUCUCUGUUAGUAGGAGAGCGUUCCGCUCAUGAUGGCUGAGUUGGUUUCCAUUCAAAAAUAUGAUUCACCGCCUCAAAAAGAUAAUCCUCCUCAAUGGGCUGUUAGAGCUAUAAUGCCGGAAAAUGGUAAAGGAAAAGAUGCUGUCAGCUGCUUGUUUACAACAGCUCCUUUAACCAGUUCUUACACCAUUUCUCCAACUUCUGAAACUCCCAAAGAUCUUAGAUCUCCUGGAAAGGGAAGUUUUCAUUUUAGAAGACCUCCAGUCGCUGUAGAAUGGCGAAAUAUUGAAUUAACUGGAACUGGUGAUAAACCGAUACUUAAAGGUGUAUCCGGUAAAGUACAUGGUGGUGAAUUGACUGCAAUAAUGGGUCCAUCGGGAGCCGGAAAGUCAUCCCUUCUUAAUGUUCUUUCUGGUUUCACGCGUCAGAAAGUGUCCGGCCAAAUCCUAGUGAAUGGUGUGGAGCGAGACAUGCGUAUCUACAGGAAACUGUCCUGUUACAUCAUGCAGGACGAUCAUGUACUCCCACACCUUACGGUCCGGGAGUCAAUCUACCUGGCUGCCUGUCUAAAAGUACCGUCCAGUGUGUCGAAAAAGGAUAAACAGAAAUUGGUUGAGGAAACAAUGGAAUCCUUAGGACUGAUAGAAAGACAGCACAACAAAGCCAGUCAACUUUCCGGAGGCCAGAGAAAAAGAUUAUGCAUAGCUCAAGAACUAGUCAGCAAUCCACCUCUUAUAUUUCUUGAUGAACCAACAAGUGGUCUAGAUAGUUCUUCCUGUCUUCAAUGCAUUGAAUUGCUUAAGUCUUUAGCUCAAGAAGGACGAACGAUUGUUUGCACAAUUCAUCAACCUAGUGCCAGAGUUUUUGAAAUCUUCGAUAGGCUUUACAUGUUAGCAUCUGGUCAAUGUAUCUACAGAGGACGCUCAAAAGAAUUGAUACCUUUUCUUGCUGAGCAAGGAUUGCAGUGUCCUCAUUAUCAUAAUCCUACAGACUUUGCAACUGAAGUAGCAUCUGGUGAGCAUGGCGACUGGAUUGGAAAGUUGAAGCAUGCAGUAGAUGCAAAAGAUUUUUUCGAGGACAAUCUGAAGCUGGCUGAAGAGUGUAUUUAUGAUGGCCGGCUUGAGGUUGGCCUUCAAGCCUCUACAUUGUGUCUUCUAGAUAAUGACGUCACGGCUCCCUCAUUUCUAGCGGAGAAUGACCUGGAGAAAGGAUAUAGUGGAUAUGCUACGAGUUCCUGGAAUCAAUUUAAAGUGUUAACAUACAGGUCCUUGAUUUGCACCCUUCGUGAGCCAAUGGCAACACAGUUGCGUUUCUUUGCUCACGUAGUUGUCGGAAUACUACUUGGAAUGCUUUAUUAUGGAAUAGGAGAUGAUGCUAGUAAAAUUUUCAACAAUUCCGGUUUCUUAUUCUUUUCAUUACUCUUCUUAAUCUUUACUGCCAUGAUGCCAACAGUAUUAACAUUUCCCAUGGAAAAAACAAUAUUUGCUAGAGAACAUCUGAACAGUUGGUACAGUACAAAGAUAUAUUACAUGGCAAAAACUGUAGCAGAAAUUCCGUUCCAAUUCCUGUUUCCGAUUAUUUAUGGGAGUAUAGUUUAUUGGAUGACUUCUCAACCAAAUAGCAUGCUACGGUUCGGCUUAUUCCUUUUGUCAUCAAUUAUGAUCUCGUUAGUUGCUCAAUCAGUAGGCUUUAUAAUUGGAGCCUGUACUAGUGUGCAAAAUGCAGUCUUCCUCGCUCCAGUGUUCACAAUCCCAAUUCUUCUCUUCAGUGGCUUUUUUAUAAGUUUGGAAACCAUCCCACCUUAUCUUCAAUGGCUGUCAUACCUAUCUUACAUCCGUUAUAGUUAUCAAAGUGUUUUACUUGGAAUUUAUUCCAUGGGUCGACCAGAGCUGUUCUGCGACAAAAUAUUUUGCCCUUUCCAAGAGCCGUUGGACUUUUUAAAAGAAAUGGAUAUGCUUAAAGGCAGCCUCUAUGUAGACUAUGCUGCAUUAUGGGGCUUUUUCUUCGCUUUUAGAAUAGUUGCGUACAUAGUUUUAUGGUACAGAGUUGUCUAUAAUCGAUAGUAUUUCUACUUUUAUAGCUUUUAAAUUUCUGCUUUUUAGUGUUGUAUAUAUUUUAGCAUGUUUUUUAAAAUAAAGGAAUUUAUCACUUAA